UCUCUCUCUCUCUCUCUCUCUCUCUCUCUCUCUCUCUCUCUCUCUCUCUAAACUUAAUUACUACAUUUAGCCUCUCUAUAUAUUCCAUAGCUCUCCUUACUUCUCGUUACUCCAAAACUACCUCAAAAACACAUGGUCUUACCACUAAAACAAAACAGAAAACUACCACGUAGAGGUUGUGAAAGAAAAUGAAGAUUUCGAAGCUCCGUUGCUGGGACUGGUGUAAGGAGCAAAGAACGCGUGCUUAUAUCAUCUGGAGGUGUUUGCUCUUCUUGUUACAGUGGGAAGACUAAAGAUCGAACAAGAAUAGUGAUUAAUCUAAACGGUUUAUUAACACGCUCUGUAGUCUCUACAAAGAAAAUCCAAUGGAGAUAUGUUUUCUUUUUAGAGUCUUUAGGCCAUGCAGUGGUCGAUUUUUGUAAGAAUUUCUGAUGGUAAAAAAUAAUAUAAAAAUCAAAAGUAGGAGAAAGACGAUAGAAAAGUGGAGAAUGUAAGUAAAUCUGGAAAAUGUAAAUAAAUCUGUCAAUAAGCUAAUGUUUUAAA
Brassica rapa (field mustard) is the source of this 543-nucleotide messenger RNA. RefSeq lists its product as uncharacterized. NCBI's taxonomy places the organism in Eukaryota, Viridiplantae, Streptophyta, Magnoliopsida, Brassicales, Brassicaceae. The record is from RefSeq and is a predicted model, not a curated record. Gene Ontology annotation, biological process: negative regulation of cell population proliferation.